AGAAUGAAAUACUUCAAUCUUUAUCUUGUGAUUUUCAUUUCAUUAUUGAACGCCGUUGACUUACAAUGUACUCACCUUGGUAGAGUGUAUGAACCAGAUGUCAGUUUCCCCAAGGGGGAUGCUUGUAAUGUCUGUAAGUGUGGUGAUUCAGGAAAUGUACGGUGUACUGAUAGAAGGUGCCACCAGUAUCCAAAAUGUCGUCACAAUGGGAAGAUGUAUGAUGCUGGAAGUCGAUUUCCCUCCAGGGAUGGAUGCAAUGAGUGCAUCUGCACUACCAUAGGAGUUCCCCAGUGCACAAUGUACAACUGCUAUCCUGAUUGUACCUACAAUGGACAGACGUACAAGAAGGGUGAUAUAUUCCCGAAAGGAGAUAAAUGUAACAACUACUGCACGUGUACUGUAAUAGGAAAAGUUCAAUGUGCAGAAGAUCUUUCUUGCUACCUUUCAUAGAUGCAACUAGUAGGAUUUCCGUUUAGUGAAGAAUGACUUAAAUGUUUGGCGCGGAAAUAAUCAAUAUGUUCCCAAUAUGUUGGGGGAUAUUUUUAAAAAAAUAAUCUGUAUUUCAUCAUUUCUAUGAAUCAUUGUAUCUUUUUAGCUUUAUUAUUUAUAAAAAAAUAUAUGUACUUUAA
This is a messenger RNA of Saccostrea echinata, 629 nucleotides long. Its product is annotated as kielin/chordin-like protein. Lineage: Eukaryota; Metazoa; Mollusca; Bivalvia; Ostreida; Ostreidae. The transcript is spliced from 4 exons. The coding region runs from base 4 to 450 and encodes 148 amino acids. The record is from RefSeq and is a predicted model, not a curated record.